AGGAUGCGCACGCACGCCCAACACACACACACACACGAGCGCAGCGCGAGUCGCGACCGUUCACAUCUCACCAAACACCGCUGCCAAUCGCUUUAAAGUUACACUCCGACAGCAGAUAGGCAUUUCAUCGCGGGCUACGUUUCAUUUACGUGCCAUGGUUCAGUUACUAACUCUGCACUGAAAUUUAAACCGUUGAAUUCAGCCAGCACAAACGGAGCGCCUACAGCGGCACAUUUGAGACAUAUGAAGAUUGUUGAGGUCCCACCACCAGGGCCGUGCGUCACAGGCCGUGAUGUGGGUAGAGUGUAGGGUGCUGGAGGCCGUCUGUGGAGGCAGAAGGAGGUCCCUACUCUCGAUGGUCAUGAGAAUCCCCUGCUCCUUCUGGUUCCUGCUGCUGUUAGGCGCUGGAGGUCUUCUUCUGCUACAUCUACAGGACCUCACUGAGACACUCCAGCAACAAAACCAAGGUGCAAAGGUCACAUUCUCCCAAGUGCAGGCCAUAAGGAAGGAACAGUGUCAUUAUUGUCUUGACAAUGACAGACAGUCUGAUCCAACAGAAGACAACUUUCCUAGACCUGUGCAACCAGUCCAACUUCCAGUCUUCCCAGGGGUCCAGCGUUCUUCUGUAAUCAAUCCCAGAGACAUUACUGCUUCCCAUGUCACAAAGAGCCACCGCAAACUCCUCCUUAAGAGCAGCCCACUUGUCCAGCAGCUCAACGCUGACCCCCCUGGCCAGAUCAGGGACAGUCCCGAGCGAAUGACUCGGGUGCAGAGCUCCCGUCUGAGGCUUAUGAGGGAGGUCUGUGCCAAAUACACAAGCGGAACCGCUAAACAGACUAUAACCCGCAUGCACGUGUCCCGUAUCUAUGUGGAAGACAAGCACAAACUCCUCUACUGUGAGGUGCCAAAGGUGGGCUGCUCCAACUCGAAGAGGGUGCUCAUGGUGCUUCAAGGACUCGCUUCAUCCACUGGAGAGAUCAAACAUGACGAGGUGCAUUAUGGGAAUCACCUUAAACGUUUAGACUCAUUCAAUCAAAAGGGCAUCAUCCGGCGUCUGAAGACCUACACCAAAGUCCUGUUCCUGAGGGAACCUUUCGAAAGGCUAGUGUCUGCUUUUCGGGACAAGUUCGAGAGUCCAAACUCGUACUACCAUCCAGUGUUCGGGAAGCCCAUCAUCUCAAGAUACCGCAGCAAUGCGACGCAGUAUGCCUUGCGCACAGGGGCGGGUGUGACCUUCAAGGAGUUCAUCCAGUAUUUGUUAGACGUGCAUCGGCCCGUUGGCAUGGACAUCCACUGGGAGCCCGUUGGACAUCUCUGCAGCCCCUGCCUGCUGGACUAUGACUUCAUUGGGAAAUUUGAGACUCUGGAGGAAGAAGCCAAUUUCCUUUUGAGAAGUAUUGGUGCUCCUAGCAAUUUAACAUUCCCUAGUUUUAAAGACAGGAACCCUAAUGCAGAAAGGACAUCUUCGGAAAUCACAAGGAGAUAUUUUGCACAGCUAAAUGUGACAGAGAGACAAAGGACAUAUGACUUUUACUACAUGGAUUAUCUGAUGUUCAACUACUCCAAACCUUUUGAAGAUUUAUACUGAGGCCUUUUACAGUUACCUGAUGAAAUUUCUGUUGGCCUGAUGUUCAUAUUUUGUCUUAGUGAGGGUAUUUUAUUACUUUAAAAUGUUGUUUAUUUGUUAACAAAUUUUAAUGUUAAAUAUUAAUCACACUCUAUAUUUAUAUCUGCAGGCUGGUCCUUGCGUUUAUCUUGUUAUUUAUCAAACCUAUUAAUUCUAUUCAGUAAGAAACACUUUAAAGGGAUAGUUCAGCCUUAUGACAUUCCGAACCUGUGUGAACAAAAAAGUAUUAAAAAUAUUUUAAAGAA
Rhinichthys klamathensis goyatoka is the source of this 1872-nucleotide messenger RNA. Its product is annotated as carbohydrate sulfotransferase 8. Lineage: Eukaryota; Metazoa; Chordata; Actinopteri; Cypriniformes; Leuciscidae. The transcript is spliced from 4 exons. Gene Ontology annotation, cellular component: membrane. The coding region runs from base 293 to 1588 and encodes 431 amino acids. Gene Ontology annotation, biological process: carbohydrate biosynthetic process; proteoglycan biosynthetic process. The record is from RefSeq and is a predicted model, not a curated record. Gene Ontology annotation, molecular function: sulfotransferase activity.